Molecule: messenger RNA, 1595 nt
Organism: Panicum hallii
Lineage: Eukaryota; Viridiplantae; Streptophyta; Magnoliopsida; Poales; Poaceae
Product: protein ECERIFERUM 26-like
Exons: 2
Coding region: 87-1478 (463 amino acids)
Molecular function (GO): acyltransferase activity, transferring groups other than amino-acyl groups
Source: RefSeq, a predicted model, not a curated record
CAAAGAGCUCCCUCGAGCAGUAGCGAGAUCUCACCAGCACGCGAAAUCCUCCACCCGGCGAGCUCUGUAGCGCGCGCGGAUCGGCGAUGCCUGCGGCGGCGACGACGGUGGCGGCGGGGCUGGCGACGGGGCCGGGCAGCCGCGUGACGCGGUUCGCCAAGUCCACGGCGGCGUCGGUGACCCCCGUGCGCCCCGGCAAGACGCACACGCUGUCGCCGCUGGACAACGCCAUGGAGCGCCACACGGUGCACGUGGUGCUCUACUGCCGCGCCGCGCCGGGCCUGGACCGGGAGCAGCUUAAGGAGUCGCUCUCCGAGGUGCUCUCGCUGUACCCGGCCAUGACCGGCCGGCUCACUCGCCGCGAGGGCGGCGAGGGGGCCCCCGCUGACGGCGAGCCGUCGCAGCGCGGGUGGGUCGUCAAGUGCAACGACGCCGGCGUUCGCAUGGUGGACGCCAGGGCGGCGGCCACGCUCGACGAGUGGCUCGCCACGGCGACCGGCGACGAGGAGAUGGAUCUCCUCUACUACGAGCCCAUGGGCCCCGAGCCUUACAUCUGGUCGCCGUUCUACGUGCAGCUGACGGAGUUCGCGGACAAGUCGUACGCGCUGGGGCUGAGCUGCACCCACAUCCACAACGACCCCACCGCCGCCGCGCUCUUCUUCCAGGCGUGGGCCGCCGCUCACCGCCGGACCACCAGCACCUACCCUCCAUUCCUCCACGCGCCGGCGUUCGAGGUCUCCCCGCCCUCGCUGCCGCCGCCCCCGCCUCUGCUCGCCGAGAAGUCCAGCGCCGCCUCCCCGGCCAGCGCCGAUGCCGCCGCCAUGUCCUCCGCCACGUUCCACUUCCCGGCGCCCGCGGUGCGCGCGCUGCUCUCCUCCCUCGAGCCCGGGACCACCCCGUUCGCGGCGCUCGCCGCGCUGUUCUGGCUCCGGGUCACCGGCGCCGCGAACGGGGAGCGGGAGCUCACGCUGGCGCUGGACUUCCGCAAGCGGAUGUACGCGCCGCUGCCGUGGGGGUACUACGGCAGCGUCGUCCACUUCACGCGCGCGCGGGCCGACCUCGCCGCGGGGCUGCCCGCCGUCGCGGCGGCGCUAGACGCGCACGUGGCCGGCGUGCCGGAGGAGGAUCUGUGGCGCGCCGUGGAGUGGCUUUACGCGCGGCAGCAGCAGCCGGAGGGCGGCGCCGCCGGGCCGUUCCAGAUGUACGGGCCGGAGCUGACGUGCGUGGCGCUGGACCACGUGCCCAUGUACGGCGCGGAGUUCGAGGCCGGCGCGCCCCCCGCGCGCGUGUCGUGCCGCGUGGGCGGGGCCGCCGGCGAGGGGCUGGUGAUCGUCCUCCCCGCGGCCGAGGGCGGCGAGGCGCGGGACGUGGUGGUGACGCUGCCCGCGGAGGCGACGGCCAGGGUCUGCCGCGACGGCGAGGUGCUCCGGCACGGCGCCCAGGUGGUGUUCGGGACGAAGGCCGGAAAGGAGGCCUAGGCCCGGCGCCACGACGGAACAGCAAGAAGAAAUCCCCUGCUCUGCUGUUGCUUGUUUCCCUGAACUUAUCCCACGCUCUGCACUCCGUAUCUGUGCCAUUGGUUUGGUUUUGAUGUA